This is a messenger RNA of Didymella exigua CBS 183.55, 369 nucleotides long. RefSeq lists its product as uncharacterized. The transcript has a single exon. The record is from RefSeq and is a predicted model, not a curated record. The coding region runs from base 1 to 369 and encodes 122 amino acids. NCBI's taxonomy places the organism in Eukaryota, Fungi, Ascomycota, Dothideomycetes, Pleosporales, Didymellaceae.
AUGUUUGACAUUAUGGCUGCCCUGUGGCCUCGCCCUUGCCUGGUGGCUCGGAUGAUCUGGCCCGAGAAGCAUCGUCUGAACAUGUGGCUUUGCUAUACUGGGAUGGUUUUGGCCAUCGUGGGCACUGUUGACGAGACCAUCGUCGCGAUGUAUCUCUACGGCAUCAACUUUGCCGGGUGGCCAUCCGCCGCCCAAUGGACCACGCCAAUUAGCCAUGUUCUCUUCGUGAUUGGUCAGGGCUCCAGCUCAAAAAUCAUGUUCGCCCUGGGCAGGAAACAUCGAAAACAGCUGAAGCAGCUCAGAGUUGCCGAAGAGGAUGCUGAGUCGGCUGCUAAUAGCGAGGAAGAUUCGUUUACAGAGCGUGUUUAA